Molecule: messenger RNA, 1416 nt
Organism: Phyllostomus discolor (pale spear-nosed bat)
Lineage: Eukaryota; Metazoa; Chordata; Mammalia; Chiroptera; Phyllostomidae
Product: NUT family member 2F-like
Exons: 5
Coding region: 1-1416 (471 amino acids)
Source: RefSeq, a predicted model, not a curated record
AUGCGCACCUCCAGGCCCAACCACCGCAACGAACGCUGGGAGCCGUUGCGGGACGUUGGCAGACGCUUGCCGCGUGCCCCAGUGCGCGUGCGCUUCCUGUACUGGAAUUUUCUCAUUGCGGAGGCUACUCGGCAGCAGUGGUCAGUGUCUCAGCCUGUGAGGAUGACUUCAGAAGGAGCACCUGCAGUGCUGGGAGCAGAUGCAAGCAUGAACCCUGGUGCCUCCAUGACUCCUUUCACCACAUUGCCCUUUCCCCAGCUGACUAUUGGCCCUGAACAGCGGCCUCCUGGAGAGCAGCUCCCACUGCCCCUGACGACCCCAUCAUUCCCUCCUGGCUUCCCCUCGGCGCUGCCGGGUGUGCCCAGUGCAUCUCUGGCAGCCAGAGAUGCUGGUCGUGGCCUCAUUGGGACUGGGGCUUGCAACAUCGUGGACCGGGUCAGGUCAGAAGUGGGGCAACCACAGCCACCCCAUCGUCCUGAGACCAUCGUCCUGACGCAGGCACCCCUCAACGAGAGUGCUCCAGGGGCCCUCUGUGGCGGUGCUGUGUGUCCUGCACCUCCAUUCUUGGAAGCCUCGGCAGUGGAGACGAUUUUGUCUACCUUGGCUUUGGGGAGUGCCCUGGCCGGCAAAGGAGGCUGGUGUCCCAGCCUUCCUCCUCAAGUUCCACCAACAACUGCACAGCUGGCCUCCAUCAUCCCCCCAGUGAACGCUUGGCCUCAGCUACCUGGGGCUUCUGGCAAGGGUGGCCUGACCACCUCCCAGUCCAAGGCCUUGCCAGAUGACUUCGGUAACCCCAAGAGCACGUACGAGGACUUCCAACGUUGGCGUCGCUUCAAGGUGCUGGCCCGUGGGCACCUUCCCCAGAGUCCUGAUGCAGAAGCUCUUUCCUGCUUUCUCAUCCCAGUGCUCCGGUCCCUGUCCCGCCUGAAGCCCACCAUGACAUUGGAGGAGGGAAUAGGGCAGGCCAUGCAGGAGUGGGAUCGCAAAAGCAACUAUGACCGGAUGACCUAUUACGAGAUGGCAGAAAUGUUCAUGGAGCUGGAGGCAGAGGAGGAGAUGCAGAUUCAGAAGUCCCAGUUGAUGAAGGGGGCACAAGGCCUGUGUCCAGCAGUCCCACCGAGACCUGAUCCUCGGGGACCCCCAGCCCUUGUGGUGGGCCCACAGCCAGGUACGGCAGAAUGUUUCCACUGGAGUCUAUGGCCAAUGGCAACAGGGGCCCAGGACAGGCCAGGGUCCCCAUGUGUGUCCUUUCCCUUCGAGGGGACUUUGAUCUUUCAAGUGGAACAGCCACAAGAGCCAGGGCCUCAGCUGCCCUUGGUCACCGUGGGGUCUAGACCUGGUCAACUUUUGCAACCCCUCUCCCACAUCCCUGUAAAAGGACCCAACAUGAAGUCUGCUAAGAUACCGGCUGGAUGA